Molecule: messenger RNA, 2796 nt
Organism: Tetrahymena thermophila SB210
Lineage: Eukaryota; Ciliophora; Oligohymenophorea; Hymenostomatida; Tetrahymenidae
Product: ubiquitin carboxy-terminal hydrolase
Exons: 13
Biological process (GO): regulation of proteasomal protein catabolic process; protein deubiquitination; proteasome-mediated ubiquitin-dependent protein catabolic process
Molecular function (GO): cysteine-type deubiquitinase activity; proteasome binding
Source: RefSeq, a predicted model, not a curated record
AUGAACUAAAAUUUAAAAUAGCAAGUAGAAAAUGCUAAGGAAAUGGGUUUUAGAAGCGAUAUUAUAGAAAGAGCUUAGUAAAUGUAUUCGAAAGGUGAUAAUUUGAUAGACUUGUGCUUAGAAAUUUAGUCAAAUUAAAAUUAAAAUCAGAAUCUAAUAUAGAAUAUGGGACCAUCUCCAUAGCUAAGCCAUAAAAGAACAGAUUCUUAUAUGGAUCAUAUUGAUUACGAUUAGGACUUUAAUCUUACUGAUAGGAUUAGAAAAAAGAAUCAUCCAGUUGGACUUAUGAAUGUGGGAAAUACUUGUUACUUUAAUUCUCUAAUCUAAUCUUACUUUAAUAACUCAGAAUUCUGUAAGUAUAUAUUAAAGUAUCGCUACCCAUCACGACUCGAUUUCAACAAACUAACCAAAUAUUUAGGAGAAUAAAAAUCUAAAAGGGUUAUUGCAUCAAUCAAUCUUGUUGUACAUUUGCAAAGACUUUUUUCAUUUAUGGUUUUAUCAGAUAAGAAAUUUUUCAACCCAACUAAUCUUCUCAAGAACAUAGUUAAUGAUUUUGGUGAAAGGUUAAAGAUUGGUGAUUAGUAAGAUAUUGGAGAAUUCAAUUUAACAUUUUUGAGUAGAGUAGAAGAAGGUUUAAUUUAUUCAGAAAAUAAUGUUACAAAACUAGAAGAUAAGUGGCUUGCUGAAUCAUCUUCUCAAAAUUCCUAAGCUAGUUGUGAUACACAAAGCAAUUAGGAAGAAUUUGAAGAAGAUAAAAGAAUUAAAAGCUUAUUUUUUGGAAAACGUACUCAAGUAAGUAUUUUUUAUCAAGAUGAAUAGGAAAUAAAGCAUUAGGAAUCCCAAUAAUUCUCGUCAAUAUAUUUACAAACAGAAUGUAAAGAUUUAAUUUCAGCUUGGGAAGAGCAGAGAAAUUACACUGUCGAUGACUUUAAGAAUGAUAAAAAUGAAAAAGUUAUUGCAUCUAUGCAAUUUUGGAUUUCUAAAAUCCCAGAAGUUCUUCUAUUCUAAAUUCAAAGGAUGUAAUACGAUCAAAAAACUAAAGAAGUAGUAAAAAUUCAUACCGAAUUCAGCUUUGAUAAGGAAAUUUAUGUUGAUCGUUUCCUAGAAGUCAACAAAGACAUGUAUUUCUAAAUUUAGAAUAAGCAGCAAUCUUUGAAAAAAUAAAAAGACGAUUUGAUUUAGUAACUGGAAUAUUACUAAAAUUAUAGCUAGAGUUAGCUAGGUAUUCUAUAAAUACUAGAAUUAACUUAAAAGUUUUACCAAGACCCCAUCUAGAAAGAUUUGUAAAUUGCAGCUGAUGCAUAAGAGAAAAUUGUAUCAAUUUUAGACCAAAGCAAAAUUAAAUGCCUUGAAAAAAUAUAAUCUCUUGAAUCUCAACUUAAGAAAAUCAAAGAUGAAGAGGACCUAUUAUUUUAAUCAAUGAAAAAUUAAAAAUAUAUUUUACAGUCUAUUCUAAUUCAUAAGGGUAGUUCUGCUGAGUUUGGACAUUACUUCAGCUAUAUUUACGAUUUAAACUAAUAGAAGUGGUUUAAAUAUGAUGAUAUUAAUUGUAUUGAAGUAGAAGAGUCUGAAGUGCUGAGAAAUGCAAAAGGAUUUGCAGAUUAAAGUGCUUACGGUUUGAUUUACAUUAAUGAAGAUUUAGCUAAAAAAAAUAGGGAAACAAUCUACAAAUAAGAUUCAACUAAUUUAGUAUAGUAUCUCCCAUAAAAUUUAAAGGAAGAACUAAUUAAAGAAAAUAAGUAAUUCUAAACUGAUUUGGAAGAAUAUCACCUAGCUUAGCAAGCCAGUUUAAUAAUAAGAGAAUACGAUAAGAGAUUUACUUUUAUUGAGUAGUACAUUAGAAAGUUUAAUAAAAUGAGUAUUGACAAAAAAUUCCCUUGCCUAAUUAAUUUUGGAGGUUUUUUAUAUUAUCAAGGUUUAUUAAAUUAUUUCUAGCUGCAUCUGUUAGACACCAGCCUAAAGGCUUAAAUAUCACCAUCAUAUGGACUUCAUGAUCUUCUCAAUGAUUAAAAACUUUUAUUAAAAUUAAAAGAAUAGAUUAGAAAUUUAUAUUAAAAUAGAGGAUUCAAUUUAAAUUAUUCAAAUAAAGAAAUACAAUUUAUUGAGAUGAAAUUUGCCGAAUACAUUCAGAAUGUGAAAUGCUGUAUAAUCAGUUGUAUAAUUAUGGAGAGUGCUUUAAAUUAAGAUUGGGAAAAUAGCUUAAUAGCUAUCUACAAGCUAAUAAAAAUUAAUAAUCCAGAGUAGGCAUACUUUAGAUCCUUCGGAGACUUUAAUUUAAGCCUGAUACUGCUAAAAUUGAGCUGCUUAAUUUUUGAUUUCUGUGGCCAAGAUACUCCAUAAAAUAUAUUUAAAAUAGUUACGAUUAUUGUUGCAUUUAGUAAGAAUCUUCCAAAGAACUAUGAAUUAGUGUUAAAACAAAUAAAGCAAAAUUUGAAUGAUUUUACUAAAAAUGCAGAAUAGAUAUUUGACAAGACAACUUUAAAAAGCUACAAUGAACAUUUAAAGGCAGUAACAGACUAAAGUAAAAAUGAUUAGUAUGCUUCAAUAGUAUAAAAACCAUAUGAACUGAUUGAAAGAAAAAUAGAAGAAAUACAGAAGGAUAUGGAUAAUAUGUAUAAUUGGAGCAUAGGUCUGAGUGAAGACAAGUACUUAAAUAGGCUUUUAGAAUUACAGAAGUAGUUUGAUUAGAGCUCAAAAAAAUUUGCUUCGUUCUUCAACUUAAUUUUUUAAAAGUAAUCUACUUUUGGAUUGAAAGAAAGAGUGAAUACUCUUCAUUCCGAUAUCUUUAAGAAAUGA